Messenger RNA from Miscanthus lutarioriparius, 1284 nucleotides. The record is from the annotation of a GenBank genome assembly. NCBI's taxonomy places the organism in Eukaryota, Viridiplantae, Streptophyta, Magnoliopsida, Poales, Poaceae.
AUGAAUCUAUUGCAGUGCGCCGCCGGCAUAAUCUGCUCGGGCAUCCUGCUCGCCCUCGCGUGCUGCGCGGCCGGCGAGCUCGUGUUUGACGUUGUGGCCCACGGCGCGAGAGGCGACGGCAGGACGGACGACACCAAGGCGUUCGAGGCGGCGUGGAACGCGGCGUGCGGCGCCAAGGGGCCGUCCGCGGUGAUGGUCGUGCCGGCGCAGAGAUCGUUCCUCGUCGGCCCCGUCAGCUUCCAGGGGCCCUGCGCCUCCGGAAGAGUCACCGUGCAGAUCCAGGGCACUAUUAGGGCGCCGCCGUCGACGGCGGCGAGCGCAUGGAGCAUGGGGACAAACCUCUACUGGCUGAUGUUCAAUCGCGUGGACGGGCUGAGGGUGACCGGCAACGGCGUGCUCGACGGUAGUGGGCAGAGUUGGUGGGUCAGGAGAUGCCACAGCGAUGCCUCUGUGGCAGGAGCUUGCGUUGAAUCUGCACCGACGGUAGACAACAUUGCGCGGAUUAGUUCCUCUCUGGAUGAAGCUUUGCAUUCAGGAAUCUGUUCGUCUCUGUGGCAGGCGCUGAAGCUGGUGAGCUGCAACAACCUGGAGCUAAGCCAGUUCAGCAGCCGCAACAGCCCGCAGAUGCACAUCGCCAUCAUCGAGAGCAGCGGCGUCAACGUGUGGGGUCUCAACAUCGCCGCGCCGGGGAACAGCCCCAACACGGACGGCGUCCACGUCGAGCGGAGCCAGGGCGUGCAGAUCACCAAUUCCACCAUUGGCACGGGCGACGACUGCGUCUCCAUAAGCUCCGGGAGCCGCUUCGUCACCGUCGACGGCAUCCAGUGCGGGCCUGGCCACGGAGUAAGCAUUGGGAGUCUCGGCAAGAAUGGCGAAACCGCCGCCGUGGAGUACAUCGACGUGAAGAACGUUUACUUUACAAAUACAAUGAAUGGAGCUAGGAUCAAGACGUGGGAGGGUGCGCAAGGGUACGCAAAAUCCAUCUCAUUCACCGACAUAGAAUUCGACAACGUGGAUCACCCCGUAAUCAUCGACCAAUUCUACCGAGACCGCACUCUCGAGCUGGCCGUGGCGAUCAGCAACGUAACGUACACCAACCUGAAGGGGACCUCAAGCCUGCCAACCGCCGUGGCGUUUGACUGUAGCGGCGGCGGCAGCUGCACAGAUAUCCAUGUCAACUCCGUGAUGAUCACGAGAUCCGGUGGCCAGCAAACAUUCGCCCGCUGCCGAAACGCACGAGUGUCCAUCUCCGGACAAGUAUACCCGGAGAUACCAUGCCACUGA